UUCAGAGCUUCUCACUCAGACUACAGUAGGAUCAGACAAGGGAGGUUGCUGCGUAUAGCCAAUCCACAGAGAAACAAUUUGAAUCAAAGUGUAGCUACUCUAAUCUUCUGAGUGACACACUCGCUGGCAAGUGUCUAGUGUCUUUCAUUUGGAUCAUUUGGAACAGGAGUCCAAACAAAGAAGCCUAGAAGAGAAAGAAUGGCAGAUACACUGGAGGAGUUGAGACAACAGUGUCUGAGUAGAGGAGCAGCUGGGAUUAAAGGCCUGGCAAGGACCUUCCGCAUCAUGGAUGACGAUGGCAGUAAGUCUCUAAACCUGGAGGAGUUUCAGAAAGGUCUUGAGACCUAUGGUUUGUGUGUUGAAAAGGAAAAGGUCAUGGAGAUCUUCACUUUAGUGGACAAAGAUGGAAGCGGCACCAUCGAUUUCGAUGAAUUUCUUGAGAAACUAAGGCCCCCUAUGUCCAGUGUCAGAAAGCAGGUGAUUAAACAGGCCUUCCAGAAGCUGGACCGUACCGGUGAUGGAGUGGUAACUGUGCACGAUUUACAGGGAGUCUACAACAGCAAACAACACCCCAAGUACAAGAGCGGCGAGUGGACCGAGGAACAAGUGUUCCGCUCUUUCCUCGACAGCUUCGACUCACCAUAUGAGAAAGAUGGAAAGGUCACUCUGGACGAGUUUGUGAAUUACUACAGUGGAGUCAGCGUCUCCAUCGACAGCGAUGAUUACUUUGUCACCAUGAUGCAGAAUGCAUGGAAGCUGUAAUCACCGCCGCUCUCAUCUCUUCCGUGGAAGCCUACAAAUUUGUAAACAGUUCACUUUACUAGAAAUAGUGCUGAUGACAGUAAAUGAUGUUUUUGGCUAAAACAUUUCAGUUCCUGGAAUUUUAAGUUGAAGUUGCUUAAAAAAAUUGCAUCUGUGCAACUGAAUUGUAUUUUUUUUUUUUUUUUUUUUAUGACUAAACAAUAAACCAAACCUGCAUUUUAACAAACAACUAAAAUACUUCAAUCCUAAUGACCUGGAAAAAUGAUUUCUAUCUAUAUCUACAAUUAUAACAGUACAAUUAUUGCCAGAUAGUACAUAAACUUUUCACAUUGUACCAGUGUUCAACAAUAAGGGACAUAUCUCUGUCACCCCCUGGUGGACACACAAAUGUACUACUACACUGUUAAAAACAUUCAGUUGAUCCUCUUGGGUCAACUGAACAGGUGAAUUCUUAUGACCCAUCCCAAUUCCCAAAGACAUGCUAAGUAAUAAUAAAUCAGCACACUAACUGAGUACCAUUUAUAAUUAUAACAAUAUUGUGCAGUUACUUCUUGUUAUAAAUAAAAUAAGCGGUGUGCACCUUCCUCAAAGAAACAAUUGAACAAAAAAUAGCCAACACUGUUAACACUGAACAGAAACAGCGGUUAAUGCCGUGUAAACCAGUUAACUGAUGACUGCCAGGUUUUAAUUCACAGUCAGCUGCUUUAAUGUUACAAAGCACUUUGAUUUUCAUUGACAAAUCAAGACUGAUAAAAAGGUAAAUGAUAGACCACAUCUGACAUUACACAAAAAAUUUAUUUCAAAGCUUUUCCUUUUUUAACUUUGAUUUUUUUUCUAUUUGUUUUGUAAAGGAGAUUGGAGACAUGUUCUAGUAAAUGAUAAUAUAUUCAUAGAAAUUUACAUGAGAAGUUCUGUAUUCACGUUUCUAAAUGCACUCAGUAUUUCACACACACAAAAAAAAUCAUCUCCACUGUACUGUCUCCAAUGACAUGGAAAUGGAUAAAAAAAAAAAAAAAAGGUAAUAAAACAAUAAAAAAGGUAACAUAUUACAAA
Pangasianodon hypophthalmus (striped catfish) is the source of this 1815-nucleotide messenger RNA. It is a transcript of the gene capsla, whose product is annotated as calcyphosine-like a. The transcript has 4 exons. The coding region runs from base 199 to 762 and encodes 187 amino acids. NCBI's taxonomy places the organism in Eukaryota, Metazoa, Chordata, Actinopteri, Siluriformes, Pangasiidae. The record is from RefSeq and is a predicted model, not a curated record. Gene Ontology annotation, molecular function: calcium ion binding.